AUGAGUGGUGCAAAGGUAGUUAAAAGUAAUGUUUACUGCUCUGUCUACAACUGUAAUACUCAUUAUUGCGAAGACAAAUCACCAAUCAAAAGUUUGGAUUUUGUAAGUUCAGAAGACCCUGUUGCUGAAUGUAUUGAAGAAAAUGAUACUCAAGACAAAUUAAACAGUACUCCAGAAAACCUAACUAAUGAAGUUCAACAAUUUAAUUUCACUCAGACAAGAGACUUCAGUGCCCAAGUGUGUAGUGGUGAUCUGUCAUCUCAUUUUAUUUUACUUUUAGAUUCAAAUAAAAAGCUGAAUACAAUGACAGGAAUCCCUUCUCACCAAAUACUCAAUAAAAUAGUGGAGUUGUUUUCUUUGCAAUACCCAGAUGUCAGAGCCCACCAAUUAAGUAUUAAAGAAAGAAUUGUUCUUGUAUUUAUAAAACUAAAACAAGAUCUUUCUUUUUCUGUUUUAUCGGUUUUUUUUCAAAAUAUUAGUUUAUCAACUUGUAGACAAGUUUAUUUAACUAUUUUACCGCUACUUGGUACAAUAUUUGAACAAUUGAUUUACUGGCCCUCCAAAGAUGAAAUAUUGUCCAAUAUUCCAUUUUGUUUCAAAAACUUUUCUAAUGUAAGGGUGGUCUUAGAUUGCACUGAAAUACCAGCUCAAAAGCCAAAAUGCUUGUCUUGUAAAAUCAAACUAUAUAGUUAUUAUAAGUCACAAUUCACACUUAAGUUUUUAAUAGGUGUUUCCCCUGCAGGUCUUAUAACGUUUGUCAGUAAGCCUUACGGGGGUAGGGCUUCUGAUAAUGUCAUAUUUCAACAAAGUAAUUUGAUUGAAUUACUUGAUAGAUCAGACGCUAUAAUGGUAGAUAGAGGAUUUAGGAUUGAUGAUAUUUGUAACGAAAAGGGUGUAACUCUGAUAAGACCACCCUUUUUAAGAGGAAAAUCUCAAUUUACUAAAACUGAAGCCCUUCUUACAAGAGAAAUAGCAAGUGCAAGAGUACACAUAGAAAGAGUGAAUCAAAGACUUAAAACAUUUAAAAUACUACAGAACAAAUUUACUUGGGGCCAUGUUCACUUAGCGCACGACAUUAUGAUAAUAAUAAGUGGUAUUUGCAAUUUAAGUUCACCCAUAUUUUCAUCUGAUAAAUUUUGUAAAUAG
Molecule: messenger RNA, 1146 nt
Organism: Myzus persicae (green peach aphid)
Lineage: Eukaryota; Metazoa; Arthropoda; Insecta; Hemiptera; Aphididae
Exons: 2
Coding region: 1-1146 (381 amino acids)
Source: RefSeq, a predicted model, not a curated record